Molecule: messenger RNA, 1121 nt
Organism: Chrysoperla carnea
Lineage: Eukaryota; Metazoa; Arthropoda; Insecta; Neuroptera; Chrysopidae
Gene: Nmdmc
Product: bifunctional methylenetetrahydrofolate dehydrogenase/cyclohydrolase, mitochondrial
Exons: 4
Coding region: 123-1082 (319 amino acids)
Biological process (GO): tetrahydrofolate interconversion
Cellular component (GO): mitochondrion
Molecular function (GO): methenyltetrahydrofolate cyclohydrolase activity; methylenetetrahydrofolate dehydrogenase (NAD+) activity; methylenetetrahydrofolate dehydrogenase (NADP+) activity
Source: RefSeq, a predicted model, not a curated record
GCUAAUUAGUCAUAAAUCUUAAUAAUAAAAAUGCUAAUGAAUAUAAUUAUUGAUAUUAGUUUUAAUUAGAAUAACGCGUGUUAUAUGUCUAUAAUCAGAAGUCCCCCAAGUAAACAGUAUUUAUGAAUAUGAUUGCCAAUUCGCUUAAAAAUUACUUAAAAUGUCGACAGAUUCAAAUAAAUUUUCAUAGAUUUUCAGCAGUAUUACUCGAUGGAAAGCGAAUUUCUAAACAAGUUCAAAAUGAAAUCAAAGCAAAACUUGAUUAUCGACAGAAAAAUGGUUUAAAAGUACCACAAUUAACUGUAAUUCAAGUUGGAAAUAACGCAGCUAGCGAAACAUAUAUUAAGAAUAAGUUAGCCGCAGCAAAAUACGUAGGAAUUGAUUCUAAAGUAAUUAAUUUUAACGAAAACGUUUCCGAAAAAGAUUUAAUUUCGUGUAUUAAAGAUUUAAACACGGAUGCAAACGUUAAUGGAAUUCUGGUCCAAUUACCUUUACCGAAUCAUAUCGACAAAAAAUUAAUUUGUAAUAUAAUUAAUCCCAAUAAGGAUGUUGAUGGUUUUCAUUACCAAAAUGCGGGAAAAAUGUUUUACGAUAUAGAAAAUUCGAUUAAAGCUUGUACACCACUUGCGGUUGUUGAAAUUUUAAAAAGAUCCAACAUCCAAACACUGGGGAAAACAGCCGUGGUUUGUGGCCGAUCGAAAAAUGUAGGGCUACCAAUUGCUUUACUACUACAAGCGGAUAGUAAAAAAACAAAAUGGGGCUUAGACGCCACAGUUAGUAUAUGUAAUCGAAAUACAUCACGAUCCCAGCUAAGUGAUUUAUGUAAAUUAGCCGAUAUUAUAAUAUCGGCAACGGGUGUUCCAAAUUUAAUAACAGCGGAUAUAGUUAAACCUGGAGCUUGUAUUAUUGAUGUUGGAAUUACUCGAAUACAAAACGAAAAUGGCACUUUUAAGCUUGUAGGAGAUGUCAAUUUCGAAGGGGUUUCGAAAGUGGCAGGCCAUAUUACACCAGUUCCUGGGGGUGUUGGACCCAUGACUGUGGCUAUGUUGAUGCAAAAUGUACUUAAUACAGUUGAAAGUUGAUUUAUUUCAGUAUUAAAAUUUUUUAACGUUUUAAGAUAA